This is a messenger RNA of Xenopus tropicalis (tropical clawed frog), 6972 nucleotides long. RefSeq names its product bromodomain containing 10 (gene brd10). The record is from RefSeq and is a predicted model, not a curated record. The coding region runs from base 498 to 5885 and encodes 1795 amino acids. The transcript is spliced from 8 exons. NCBI's taxonomy places the organism in Eukaryota, Metazoa, Chordata, Amphibia, Anura, Pipidae.
ACCCUCGCUCCUCCCCCUGUACGUCAGACGCACGCUGUUACGCAGAUGGUCCAGGAGGACAGGACGCAGCAGCCAGCAAGAUUUAGAGGCAAAGCAAGUAAAUGGCAGGUGACACAGGCACUGAGGCAGCGGAACUUACUUAUUAGCUGCCUGGACCCUAGCUCUGCGGGCUGCCAUGAAUGAAGUGAUUGAUCUGGUCGCGUCCCGCUCCAUUAAUUUAUUUGCUAAAUUUUGACAGUUUCUGGGCCGGCCCCUAAUAUUACGCGGGCCCUAUACUAAUACCUGGGUCGCAUCUCUGGUAAUCCGGCCCUGGUUACUGACUACAUGGAGUUGAACAUUGAUUGCCCAAAGAAGGCUAAUAACCGAGGUUGAUGCUCGGCAGAAAGUCCAUCGCUCCACUUAUUACAGCUGAAGCCUUAAAGUCUGUGAAAUGGAUGAGCUGAUCACACAGUGUGAAUUUAUUUAAUGAGACCGAGAGUUUCGGAUGGGGUUACAACAUGCAGGUGGACAGACAGUCGCAAUUACAUUCACCUAUGAACUUAAGAGAUAAAACAUCAAUAGCUGUGAUAUCUAAAGGACGUUAUGAACCAGAGGAUAAUAAAGGAGCACUCUGCACUACUACUCGAAGAAGAUGCAUAACAAGGGGCUUGGCAAACGCUGGUGCUGCAGAAUCUGUGAUGGUGCAGACCCAACGACAAGAAGAUUUUCUGAAAUCUAAAGAAGAAAAAAGGCUCAGAGAACAAGAGAGACGAGAAGCUGAAGAAGCCAACCAAAAAGAAGUGGAAGAGUGGGAAAGGAACCUGCUUGCCCUCUCGGAGCCCACCUCCAUGCAAUCCCUGUGGGAAAUACCAGCCAUUGGGCACUUUCUCUGCUUAGCUCAACAAAUUUUAAAUCUGCCAGAAAUUGUUUUUUAUGAGUUGGAACGGUGUUUAUUAAUGCCUCAGUGCAAUGUGUUUCUGUCAAAGAUAAUGACUUCUUUAUUAAGCGCCCCGCAUCGCAGAUCAACUUUACAUCGGCGGCCUAACCUGCCAUAUCAGGAGUGGGAAACUACUCUCAGGCAGAGGGUGCAGCAGUGGUAUACUAUGGUAGGUCAAGCGGAAAACCCAGAUCGUUGUGCUGAAAAACUUGGCCUCUGCUCACAGUUUUUUAGGGUACUUGGUGAAGUCAGUCCACUUGAAAAAAAAACAUUUCAUGAGCUGCCAUUCUAUCAAAAAGUUUGGCUGUUGAAAGGUCUCUGUGACUUUGUGUAUGAAACUCAGAGCGAAGUCCAAGAUGCUGUACUUGGCCAGCCUAUUCAUGAAUGUAGAGAAGUUAUUUUAGGCUAUGAUGCCCAAGAAAAUGCUUACAUCCAUUUCCCUCAGUUUUGUGGCGCAGAUGUCCGUGUGUAUAAACAAAGACCAUUUCGAGCCCCUGAAUUUCCAGCCCCACCAGUUCAGGUGAGAAGAGCUACCAAAACUAGACUGGAAAAAGCAAAAUGUAAGAUUUCUAACAAAUGCAAUGGCGACCUAAGGCCUGCCAAAAUAGUAUUACCUGAAAUCUGUAGGGCAAGCCUUCAGAGUUGUGAGAGCCAGAAAAACUGCCCUGAAAAACCCCACACUGAAUAUUGCAGCAGUAGUACAGACCAAGACAUGAAGAUAAUUUAUGAGACCAAAGUUCAGGAGCCAUGCAACACUGCAGAGACUAGCUGUUGUAAGGAAAAUGUGGAAAAGCCCAUCAGUCCUAGAGAAGUAGUUGGUUAUGGGGAGCCUCUGAGUCCUGGAGAAAUUAGAGUUCUUGAAGAUGUUGCUAAAUAUGGAGAGGCAGCCAAAGACAAAUCAGAAAGUGGGUUAAAAACUUGCCAAAUUCAUGUAAAUGGAAACCACAGUGAUAGUUCUGAUGUGAUUUGUCAUCAAGUAGCUAUGGAUAUAAUUUUAGAUAAUUCUUUACUUAACCACAAGAAAUUAAAACUCAGCAGAAUACGGGCUAAAAAGAAAAAGAAAAAAAAGAAGAAAUUAAAAGAUAUACUUAAUGAUCACUUGCAAGUUAAAUGUGAUACCCUACAACUGCACAAAUUCAGAUCAUUAAAGACUGAAAUUCAAAGCAAGCUGUAUCUUACAAAGAAGAGGGCAAAACACAAGAAACACAAAUCAGGAAAAAAUACUGUAUCCAAGAAAGCGGUUGCAAAGAACAGAAAAACAAGCGCAAAUUCAACCACAGCCCCAGAAUUCCAGCUGGUGUGUACAAAUCUUGACGAACUCAGGGAACUGAUAAAAAAAAUUGAGGGAGAGCUUAAAGUUUUGGAAACAAACAAAAAGAAAUCGGAGAAAUGGUAUUUCAGAAGACAAGGUGUAAAAGAGUUGCACAGCACCUUAGUACGUUUGCUAAACGAAUUGUUGCCUUGGGAACCAAAGCUGCAGAAAGCUUUUCAGAAACACAGAGCUCGUCUUAAAAAAGACUUUGAUGAUUUUAAAAAGUUUCCAGAAAAUAAAAACUUUACCAGGGGGCAUGCUUCUAGUGAAGAAUACGAAGCAUCCAAAUCACCAAGUUCCACGACCAGCACAACUGGAAUAUGCCAUCAGAACAUUCUGAGAAACGAUGAGCUUGAUACCCCUAAUUUUAAAGAGAUGGAUACACAUGAAAGGGGCAAAAUACCUAAAAAAGAAUUAUUGGUAAGAGACUUGUGGAAAUCACCAUCAAAAGCCUGUAAGCGGCAGUGCAGACAAUCCACAAGUCCAAGUACUGAAACAAAGGAUUUUGUGUCAAAAAAGAAAACAAAGUUAAGUUCACAAGAGGAUAGUCUGCAUUGCAUUGGAUUAGCUCAAACAUGUUGCAGAUUAAAAGACACAAAACAUGUUGAAUUAGAAGGUCAACAUAUAUCAAAAGACACUAUAUGUGCUUCAGUAACCGAUUCUGUUAAAGGAACCAAACCUAUUCAGGCUUUGCUUGCAAAAAAUACUGGGAACAAAGUGACCUUAACUAGCCAUCAAGUGCAGUCCACAGAUGAGACAGUAUCUACUGGUGAAACAUCAGCAAUAUCCCUUAUGCAGUCAGUUCAGGCAAAGCCUUUGCUGCCUGGCCAGGAAACUUCCAAAAAUCCAUUACAAAUGAUUUAUAAGUUGCCAGAUGGUCAAUGUAUUCCUAUAGACAUAAAUAAUUCCACGGUAAAGAUUCAUGUUCAGCCCAUGACCGAAUCUAAAAAUAGAGAAAAAAUAAUGCAGCAGGUUCUAUUUUUACCUAAAAAUCUGUAUAUUCAGCACAAAGAAGCAAAGACAAAUUCAAAAGGAAGUCAGCAAGUACAAUCAGACACAGGAGGACAGCUUUGUAUAUCAAGUGAAACAUCUUCCAUACCUCCCAGGAGUCUUGCUUUUCCAGAAAAAACAGUAGAACUGACACCGGUUCACAGCACAAGUAUGGUUCAUGUUCCAGAGACUGGAAUAUCCACAUCUGAUAUAAAUGUUUCUCAGUCACUGUGUGAAAAGGCCACUACUAAAAUCCCUGUUUUGGCUACUGUAACAUCUCUUCCUAUUCAGUCUGACACAGGGAAAGCAGCCCAAAUAAAGGACAUUGCCAGUCACACACUACACCUGUCACCCACACUACCUAAGGAAUCAUCUGAAUCAAAGCAAGAACUGAAAACGGUGUGCAUUAGAGAUUCUCAGUCAAUCCUCGUGCGUACACGAGGUGGUAACACUGGUGUUGUAAAAGUACAAACAAGCCAAGAUCAGACCACUAAUCCUAGCUCAGUUUUCUCAUUCACACCACAGCUUCAGUCAUUUUUGGUUUCAAAGCCUAAAACAUCAGCUUCAUCCACAUUAACCCCUGUACCACCAGCUUUAUCUGUACUGCCAUCUUUACCUGGCUUUUACUCAUCUUCUGAAUACUCACAGAUAUCUUCAGCAUCUGUUCCUGGAGGUUUAAACCAGUUAUCUGGAACAAACACUAAGCUGUCUCAAAGACAAAUUUCCAACAGUGGUUUUAUAUGUAAGGUGUCAGAUAAUCUACAGACGUCUAACCUGCUUUCCACAGUUUCACCAACAAGUUCUUGGCUUCCGUCAAAUUCAUGGGGUAAUAUGAAUGCUGCAGUUUCUAAUAGUAAAUUAUCUCAUGAUGAUCUAUCACAUGGAAGAAGUGUUGUUACUGUUGCUACAACAGAUAUAAAGCAGACUGAACCAAAGAUGAGCAAAAUAUCUGUGGUGCAACCAGAUAGUACUACAUCAAGAAGUGAACUGGUAAAUGGGCCAAACCUUCAAAAGGUUAUGUUAGUCACAUCUCCCCCUGUUCUUACACCUGGAAAUAUGAAUGUUUCAGCAACACAAACAUCUUGUGCAGGUUCCCCCCAAAAGCUUGUAUUCAUCAAUGCACAAGUUCCAACUGUAGCAGUACAGUCCACAAAACAAACCAUGCCAUCUUACGUUGGAAAGACACAUGGUAAAAUGUCAGAGCAAUCUCAGAUUAUUUUAAUUCCUUCAACAUUAGGCUCACCUGUAAAAAUUAGUUCUACACCAAUAGUGUCUCAAGUUAAAGAUGUUACAAUUGGACUAACAAUUGGUCAGACUAUUGUAAAUACUGGUCAUGCUGCAAAUAAUAUGUUACCAAUGAACAUUUUCCAAAAAACAUUAACCAAAGGUGAUGAGAGCAUCCUUAAAAGAACUGCAGUCUCAAAUGUAACUAAUUUGAUUCCAGGUACUGAGAAUGGUGCCCAUACUGCAGACCAGAAUCCUAAUAAUGAUUGCAUAGUAACUACAGCAAAAUGGCCUACUGGAUGUGCUGCUGCAUCUUCCAUUAAUUCUGUUGUAGCAAACACCAGUCCUACAGAUCAGAAUAACCGUCAUAUGCCGAAUAUUGUGCCAGCUCUGACAAGUCGAUUGUCCACCGCAAAUAAAAGCAACACUGUAGCUAUAUCCACGGUAAAAACAGGACAUCUCUCUUCCUCUGUUUUACUGUCAACAACACAAAUGGCUGGUCAGGCAAAGAACACAUUGUCAUCAUUUCAGAUACCAGUUUCACCAACAUUUUCCACUGCUUGUGGGGCUUCAAAUGUGACAACUCCAAGUUCUGCAUGUAAAUCAUUAUCUAAAGACUUGAUGGAAAAGAUUCAUUUUCCAACACAAAUAUACUCUAAAACACUGUCAACAAAUGUCUGCACAUCACAAGGUUUACAAACUCCUUUAACCACAGUGACUAAACCAAGGUCUGAUUCAUACUUUUCACAAGGUUCCUCUGUUCCUUUACAGAUAUCCUCAGCACUUCCUACCACCCAACUAUGUGGACAAUUAAAUGACUCUUUAGUUCAGCAGAAAAUAAUUAUCAAUACUAGCACACCACUGGCACCUGGAACCCAGAUCACAAUUAACGGCACACGCUUUAUUGUGCCACCUCAAGGUCUUGGUGUUGGAAGUCAUGUUCUUCUAAUUUCAGCCAGUACAAAACAAGGGGUUUCUUUACUUGGUAAUAGUAGCCAAACUGGUCAUGGGCUGGGAAGUAACAAUACCACAGAACAGCAAAUGACCCUGAAACAAAAUAUGUCUUUAACACAAGACCUUAACAAGCCACUUACUAUCUCUAAAAAUAUGAAUUUGUUUAGCACUACAAACCUUGUACCUGCUGCACAUGCGUCAACUCUAAAUAUGACGUCUAAAGAUAGUACUCCAGUGGAUGGGCCUCCUUUAUCAUGUCCCCAGUUUACAACUGCACUUAAACCACUACUAAUUUCUGCUUUGCAGCAAGGCAGAUCACCCCAGCCAAGUAACACCUUACCACUUCCAGCUGAUACCACUGUUAAAAACAGUGGGGUUCUUAACACUGUUCUGCCUCCAUCAAUAUUAUCAGACAGUAAAAAUUCAGAUUUGGCCUUUGCAGCACAUCAGCCCUCUGUGCCAGAUAAAUCACAUACUAUAGCAUUAUAAGUUAAGUGCAGAACAUAUCUAUAGUGCAUGUUGGGAAAAUCUUUGUCCACCUGAACAUCAUCUUCCAUUUUUACCAGCCAUCCAUACUGCCAAAAUUGAGGUGAUGGCAAUGGCAGAUAAAGGGGUUGUUCACCUUUAAAUUGACUUCUUAGUAUGAUGUGGACAGUAAUAUUCUGUGACAAUUUGUAAUAGCUUUUUAUAUUCUUUGUGAUUUUUAAAUUAUUUAGCUUUUUUGUUCAGAAACUCUCCUGCUAUCUGCUUGCUUGAGUCCAAAUUUCCCUAGAAUCAGGCAGCUCGUUAAUGAAAGACUGGAAGAGACUGAAAGGUGAUAAGGAGAGGGCCUGAAUCGGAAUAAAAUUAACAAUAAAAUGUAGCAUGACAAAGCAAUAGUUUUUUGGCUGUCAUUUGAAGGCUGGAAAGAGGCAGAAUAAAAAGGCAAAUAAAUAAAUUUAAAAAAAAAAAUAAAAGUGAAGACCAGUUAGAAAGUUGCUAAGAACUGGCCAUGCUAAAAGUUACCUUGAAUAUGCUCUACCCCUUUAAGCUACUGCUGGAAGGCAGUAAGUUGCACACUUACACGUUUGUGGCAUUCUUUUUUAUGUCAAACUUAUUAAACAUUGUUUGUUGUUUUAUGUACCAUACAAAGAAUACAGUUUACAGUUGAUCUGCAAAGGCUGUAUGUUUUUUGUAGUUGUUCGUGUUAACUCAGAGAAGCAUUCUGAAAGCACUUAGUUAAUACAAUGGUUAGAAAGAACAAAUAGUUUCUAUAUAAAAUGUCUAGUUUGACAUUGGUAGUCUAGAUCUUUGCGCACUUUAAUUAGACUUUUUUGAAGUUUGUCUAGAACAGUAUUUGUCUUUCUACAUUUGUAAAAUCACCUUUUCCUUCAAAAUGAUGUAAAAUUGUACAUAUUCUUUACCUUUAACAUUCUUUACUAAAUCUUAUGUAUAAAAGAACAGUGUCUUAUUUAUGUUUUGUUUACAUAAUGUAUAGUUUUUUAAGUAUUUUAGUGAUUUUUUGAACAGUGUACUGUUUAGCAUUGAUGCAGACCAAUCUGCAUGUAAUAAAUAAACCAAGUUGCUGUAUUCAUUU